AUGGCUCCUGCCGACAACGACCAUGCUUGGGAAAUCACCUCCCGCUGGGAGGAUAUCCUCGAGUGGUGCUCCAUGCUUCCGCCAAACUCCCCGGCCUCAGCCUCUAAUUCGAAUGCUCGGGCCCGCCAAAUCGUGUCGGCUCCAAGUUCACCGUUGACACGGUCCCAAGUACUCUCAACCUGUUGGCAGACUGUUAUCACCACGGCCACACAAUCCGGAGCCUUCUCAGAGACCGUGAACUCCCAACUCAGAGCCAUCUAUGAUCAGGAACGGCCAUGCUGGGUUUGUCAGGAAACGGAUGCAGACUGCGCCCAUGUCUUUGCGAAAGAAGACAGCCAGGCAAAUCUAUGGGCAAAGAUAGGCCUGAUCCCUCAUGGGGCAAGCCUCAAGGCAAGAGAGAAUGCGAUUUUUCUUUGCAAAACUUGUCACUACCGUUUCGACCAUGCCUCACAUCCGGGACUUGUCUUCUUCCCUGCCGACCUGGAAUUCUUCAUCGAAUUCGAGAAAGCCGACCAAUCCCGCCGUAAGGAAGCGGCACAGACUGGUGCACACAUCGGUCGUCGCAGCCCAUCGGCAGCGGAAUACAAAAAUCACCAGAUGGAACAAGGAUUGGUUGGCCCACACUCGAUUGGGGGUCUGUAUCGUACUGUGAUGUUGGCACCGUUCCACUCCAGGGACCUGGCCAGACAAAUUGGCAGUAGUAUCCUUGAAACCCGCACCAAAGUCAAGGAAUGGCACGGCGAGCCAAUGUAUACGCUCCGCCGCGCGUUCCAGCUCCUGGGAAACAUUCAGAACAGGCUGCUCGCCCCUGAAAUUAAAAAGCAACUGCAAGAGCUGAUGGAGCUGUACACUAGCGACCCGAUUGAGGAUCGUGACGACGACCCUGAAUUUGAGUUCGAUUUGAGGCAUGUCAAUCGGUACGACAGAGGCACCAAACGUCCACAUCCAGGACCUGAUGAUACAGACAAUGCUGAGCCUCCCGGUGAUGCCCGUGGAGGCCUGGAUAAGAACAAAGACUCCGAGAACCCGCAGCCAGGCCGAGAGGGUGGGCAGGACGAUUUUGAUAGGCCAUCAAAGAGAGUCAAGCGCGGCUGUCGCUCAGUCGACGAGGCCAUUUUGCGGGAGCGACAUCGUCUGAUCCUGACACCUCAUCGAACAUUAUCACGUCGAUGGCAAUUGGGACCCCUGGGCACUGCCGAGGAUGCGAUCCGUAUCCACACACAGCUGAUGGCACCCAUUUGA
Molecule: messenger RNA, 1242 nt
Organism: Penicillium oxalicum
Lineage: Eukaryota; Fungi; Ascomycota; Eurotiomycetes; Eurotiales; Aspergillaceae
Exons: 3
Coding region: 1-1242 (413 amino acids)
Source: RefSeq, a predicted model, not a curated record